Messenger RNA from Rotaria sp. Silwood1, 987 nucleotides. Lineage: Eukaryota; Metazoa; Rotifera; Eurotatoria; Philodinida; Philodinidae. The record is from the annotation of a GenBank genome assembly.
AUGCCAGCACAAUUACAACUUAUUCCAAAUAACAAUAGUUCACAAUAUCAAGCAUUUGGUGAUUAUGCUUAUCCAAAAAUUGAACGAUUAACACCAACAUAUAUGGACAAUGGUAUUUAUGAGUUUUACAAACUUUAUUCUGAUCGACCAUCAAUAAUAGCAAAUAAUUUUUCAAAUGGCAAUAAAAUACAAAGAACAUUUAAUCGUGAAUAUCGAAUAUUUUAUUGCUUGGGUAAAGGUGGUUUUGGUCAAGUAUAUGAUGGUCAAAGACGAUCAGAUAAUUCACCUGUUGUAAUUAAAGUUUUACCAAAAGAUCGUAUACUUAAUUGGGGAACAUUUGAAGGUGAACGUGUACCAUAUGAAAUAGAAAUUCUUUGGCGUCUUCGAGGUGUAUCCGGUGUUAUAAAAAUAUUAGAACAUUUUGAAGAAGUUGAUCGUUUUAUAUUUAUUAUGGAAAAAAUUCCAAAUUCAUGUACACUUUUUGAUUUAGUUAUGGAAAAUCCUUUAUUAGCUAAUACAGAAUUAUUUCGACAUUUAUUUCGAGAAAUAAUUCGUAUUAAUAUAACAUUACAAAUGUAUGGUGUUUGGCAUCGAGAUUGUAAACCAGAGAAUAUAAUUUAUUGUAAGAAUGAUCGUUCAUUACGUUUCAUUGAUUUUGGUUCAGCUGCACCUGUACAAUUAGAAGAUUUUCAUGAAUUUCAAGGUACUUUAGAAAUAAUGGUACCUGAAUGGAUACUUCAACGACGUUAUAAUGGUGAAAAAGCAUGUGUAUGGGCUAUAGGUGUUUGCCUCUAUUUUCUACUUUAUCAAUUGUAUCCAUUUCGUUCAAAAGCUGAUAUCAUAAAAGGUCGAUUAAAUUUACCCUAUUUGAGUUCUAUCGAAAAAGAGAUAUAUCAUACAAUGAAACAGUGUAUAAAUGUCAACGAAAAUCGACGUCCAAAAUUAAACGAUCUUCAAUUUUUAUCUUGGCUUCAAACUAUAUAUUAG